GGAUUAGAGGAAUUACCAGCUGAUGGCGGCAAACUUUGCUCUUUAAUUGCAUUUCCAGUUCAAAAUGUCACGCGAUUGAAUACAAAAUGGGGGAAAAUUAAUGACCGUGGAGCGGACAGCUGUUUGUGUGUGUGUUUUUUUUUCGUUCGACUCGAAUAGAUUGAAUUUAACGCUGGCCGGCGCUAAUGAAGGCAAGGGGGGUGUGGGGGUCAGAGGUCGGAAACAGCUCCUGACCGGCAAAAAAAAGAAGUGGCCACAUCGUCGCCUGCUCCUGGCAAGUUGCCCAGAACUUGGCCGCUUCUGAUGUUUGUGUUUCAUUCUCGCUCGGCCACAGUAAUUUUUCAUGUAUGGAAAGAGAAAACACCCACGAACUUAAAAAAGAUUUAUGGAGCUGGCGUAGAUUUCCAGCUCCCCAUUUCGGAAAUGCCCCCAAGCCGGGAAUAUAAAAUAUCACAUGGAAAAGUUUUUAAAUGUCCCUUAAUAACUGAAUUAAAUGUUUGCGAACGGCAACUAUGGCAAACUUGUUGGAAACUUUUGAUUGCUCGAUGCUUACACAAACAUUUUGCCAACAAAUGGCUCUUGUUUGGAUUAGAAGUUGUAAGUUCGUAAUUGUCGGAAAAGUGAGGCAAAUUUUGUGAAAAUCUAUGAAAUUUAAAUGUAAUUUUUAGCAAGUUUUUAGUUGAUCAACCUUUAUAAUUCAUUAGUUUCUAGUAGCCAGAGAAAUAGAAUAUUAAAGCAAUUAAGAAAUAAAGCUGUGUAGCCAGCAGCUACGUUUUAUUAAAUCUUGUAUUCUUUAUUACUUAGAUUGAAUUAUAACACGAGAUAUUUAAAAAUUUCUAAGGCGGAUUAAAUGUCAAAAGCCUAAGUGAUUAUUGCAGUCUUUGCCAAAUUUACCAACAUUUACUGAGAACUAAAAAGAUUAAAGCGAUAAGUAUACAUACUUUCAAGAGAACACAAGUAAAUUAAAAAUUUCUCAGGGCUUAACUGAUUCACACAAGUUUUAACAUUUCAUUGCCAUUACGCCACGUUGAACAGAGGCUCUCAACGGAUUAAGAGUAUAUAUAUAUAUUGCUUUCUAUAUGCCCCGCUGCGUUUCAUUUCGCUCUCGUUUUCACCCUGCCUGCUCCGGAAUCGAGUGAGGUAUUUAAUAUAAACUAUUUGAAUAAUUCAGAGACAGCAUUCUGGCCGAGGUCCUUGGGCUUAAUCUGCCCCCGGGAGGCGGAAUUGUUUUAAGAGAGCGCAGCUCAGCGGUAAUGAGCGAACAGCGGAGAGCUUUGGUUAAGCAGCUCGUAAAGUCCGCGAAUGUGAUUUUGGUGGCACUGCUGGUCUACAACUUGUGGCGCCACAAAUGGACCAAAGUGAAUUUCAAUCAGUAUCGGUUUUGAUUGAUUUUCGUCAUUCCGCGGGCUUUUACCAUGUAUCUUAAAUGUCAUUAACAGUUGGCCGGGACUAACGACUCUUGAAUGUGGCCGAUGGGAUUUGCAAAUUUAAUUUCCUCUACCAGUGGAUCUGUCAAGUGGCUGGUGAUAGAUGGUUAUUUUCUGGGGAAGGACUAUGGUGGGGAAUUGAUUUCAGAUCAAGCUUGCAUUGUGAUUGUUUAAAAAUGAUUUAUUUAUAAGGAUUAAUGUGAGUAACGAGAACACAAUAAAAAUUUAAAUUGUUUUGCAA
This is a messenger RNA of Drosophila ficusphila, 1668 nucleotides long. RefSeq lists its product as uncharacterized. The transcript is spliced from 3 exons. The coding region runs from base 1254 to 1385 and encodes 43 amino acids. The record is from RefSeq and is a predicted model, not a curated record. NCBI's taxonomy places the organism in Eukaryota, Metazoa, Arthropoda, Insecta, Diptera, Drosophilidae.